Molecule: messenger RNA, 1296 nt
Organism: Fusarium vanettenii 77-13-4
Lineage: Eukaryota; Fungi; Ascomycota; Sordariomycetes; Hypocreales; Nectriaceae
Exons: 3
Coding region: 1-1296 (431 amino acids)
Biological process (GO): mitotic telomere tethering at nuclear periphery; meiotic attachment of telomere to nuclear envelope
Cellular component (GO): nuclear membrane complex Bqt3-Bqt4
Molecular function (GO): DNA binding
Source: RefSeq, a predicted model, not a curated record
AUGGCCCCCAACGCCGAGCGCAUGCUUCCUACGAAGCACAACCCUCUCAUGAUGGAGGAUAUCCCGGAUUAUACGGAUCUGGUCGCGCGCCGACGCCUCGGACAGACCAAGCUGACACCUAAGAUGGUCGGCACCGGUGAGGCUGAGCAGUCUCUUGGCGUCUUCGACUACGCCCAUCUGCGGGCUCCUCUGCCCAAGGGCAUCGUCUCGGGCAUCUUCAAGUCGAGCCCCAACAGCUACUUCCUGAUGCGCCGCAGCUUCGACGGUUACGUCUCAGCCACCGGCAUGUUCAAGGCCACCUUCCCAUACGCCGAAGCAGCCGACGAGGAAGCCGAGCGCAAGUUUAUCAAGUCUCUGGCGACUACGAGCCCCGAAGAGACGGCCGGAAACAUCUGGAUCCCCCCGGAGCAGGCUCUCGCCCUCGCCGAUGAGUAUCAGAUUACCCCUUGGAUCCGCGCCCUGCUCGAUCCCGCCAAGAUUUCCGUCACCAGCACCGCGGACUCGCCGCCCAAGAACAUUACGGCGCCCCCCAAGUUUGACCCGGUCAAGUUGUCACAGCCUACACUGGCUCCUCCUACUCCAACCGUGAUUCCUCGAACUACUCGGUCUCGCCGCUCAGCCAGCCCCACCAAGACCACGAGGCGCGCAGCUGCAUCGCCCCGAAAGCGAAGCCUCCGCACCAAGGUCGAGGCCGUUGAGACCAUCACCGAGAAGACGGAUCUCGUCAAUGGCGAGACCAAGGAGACCAAGCAGGAGGACAUUGUCAUGCAGUCGACCGAGUUUGAGCCCGCUAUCGUUCUAGAGCCCAAGGAGGAGGAGCCCAAGGUCAAGGUUCACGUCGAGGAGGAGGUGUCAACCGAUGCGGACGGAAUUGAGACCAAGCACACCGUGACCGAGGUCGAACUUCCUCUGCCCACUGCUGGCGAGCCGCCAAGCGCUGAGGAGAUUGCUCAGAUGAUGGAGGCUGCCAAGGAGAUGGUUCAGAAGAACAAGGAGGAGGAGCAACAGGCCAAGCCCGAAACAGAGGGUGAAGAGGCACAAGAAGAGGCGCCCGAGACAGAGGAGGCACCUCCUUCUGCUAAGAAGAGCAAGCGAAAGGCCGCCGAUAUCUCAGUAGGCGACAAGGAUGCCGCCGACAAGACCGAAGAGACUCGAGAAGAGGAACAGCCCAGGGCAAAGAAGGUCAAGACAGAGGCUGAGCUACGGAAAGAAAAGGUCAAGAACCGAGCACUGCUUGGACUGGGUGCCACCGUUGCGGUUGGCGCCAUUGUCCCUUGGCUCAUGAACUUUAUCUAA